This is a messenger RNA of Penicillium brevicompactum, 663 nucleotides long. Its product is annotated as EXPERA domain-containing protein. Gene Ontology annotation, cellular component: membrane; endoplasmic reticulum. The coding region runs from base 1 to 663 and encodes 220 amino acids. Gene Ontology annotation, biological process: sterol biosynthetic process. NCBI's taxonomy places the organism in Eukaryota, Fungi, Ascomycota, Eurotiomycetes, Eurotiales, Aspergillaceae. The record is from RefSeq and is a predicted model, not a curated record. The transcript is spliced from 4 exons. Gene Ontology annotation, molecular function: cholestenol delta-isomerase activity; C-8 sterol isomerase activity; steroid Delta-isomerase activity.
AUGAAUUCGACUAUCGUUGCCCACGGGUACUACCCACUUUCUAUACAGUUGCCUCACUAUGUUGCCAAUGAGAGCUCGGUACUUUCGCUGAUCUCGCAAUUUGGUGUCUUGUGGGCAGUUGUUAUUGUGGGAUCAUUUGGCUUGAUCACCCGUCUACGACCGGCCCUGAAGACCACAGAUCAUGUUGCCUUUGUUUGGAUGUGCCUGACGGGAUGCAUCCACUUGUUCUUCGAAGCCCAUUUCGUGGUUUACAAUGCAACAAUUGCCGGCCGACAAGGACUGUUCGACCAGCUAUGGAAAGAAUACUCACUCUCUGACUCCCGCUAUCUGACCUCAGAUGCCUUCUUGAUCAGUAUGGAGGCUGUCACAGCGUUUUGCUGGGGACCUCUGGCCUUUCUCAUUGCCUAUUGCAUUGUGGUACAGCAUCCCAUGCGACAUGCGCUGCAGAUUAUCCUUUCAUUAGGUCAGGUCUAUGGCGACGUGCUAUACUACGCUACAAGCUUGCUUGAGAUCUCUUAUUGUCGGCCCGAAGGAUAUUAUUUCUGGUUCUACUAUUUCUUCUUCAACUUCAUUUGGAUUGUGAUUGGCUGUUACUACAUGAAGCAAAGCUUUACCGAGAUUUGGAGAGCCUUCGAAAAGGUUCAGCACAUGAAGGCGGAUUGA